CUCCUCAGCUAAAGGCCUGCCUUGCCACUCCCCCUUGGAACUUCCCGACCUCUUGCCCGCUUCCUCCGGGUUCCUGGGACCCGUCGACCAUCCCAGGCUACUCUCUGUAGUUGCGGUUUCCCCUCUAUUGCUGUGACCGAGCUGGUUUUGGUUUUGCAGGUCCGUGAAGUCCCAGGAUGGCGGCUCCCCAGUGCAGAACGGUGAUUCAAGGGGAAGCGUCGGAGACGGACUCUGAUGAAGAAGUGUAUCUGUCAUCCGUUCCCCAGGGCCCCUGUCCCAGCCUCUCUGGGGUGAAAGUCUUGGGGGAAGCGUCGGAGACCGACGACGAAGACGAAGGGAGCCCAUCGGGGCCUGAAGCCAAGUCUCAGCUAGUUGACCUGGACCUGCCUCCCUUGAUCGUCCUCAGGAAGGAGGAGCCGCGGUCUCCUGUGGGAGUAGAAGAGAAACCCGCCCUCCGCCUCCAGCCCCAGGGCCGCUACAGCACCCUGCUGCAGCAGAAGCUGGCGGAGAGCAACGCCCGCUUGCACGGCGACGUCAGCUGCGCCAUCAAGCAGGUGUACCACACGGCCACCAAGGAGCUCGCCGGCCUGACGGCGCAGCUCAGCGCCUCGCAGAGCGGCAUCAUCGGCGCCUCGCACCACAUCCGCCUCGUUCUGGAUGACUUGCGCGCCGUGGCCGACAAGAUGGACAUCAUCACCAGCUGCAGCCUGCUGCCUGAUAUCCAGAUAGAGCUGCCCCCGGCGUGAACCCCUCCCUUCUCUCAGAAGCAGGGGGGCUGAGCCACUCCCCUGCGGUUAGCAGCUCCAUGUGUGGGGCUGGUUGGUUACUGAGGGGCCCUGGCUUGUCCAAAUGAGGGGAUGUGGAAUCCGAUGCCCAGAAGGGUCCGUUUGGGUGCUGACAAUACGGCUCAGCAAGCCUCGGUCGAAUUAAUGACCCAGAUCUCAGAGAGCCUGGCUCCCAGCAGUCACAAAAGCCUCGCACAGCUGCUGCUUAACAGAAUGGACGUUAACACGGGAGCUGAUCCCAAGAAGCGAGUGUGCUGUAAGGUCUGUGCUUCAGGGUGACGCGGGCAGAUUAGCAUGGCCGGCACGUGUCCGAAGGUGAGGGGCCGCGCUUGUCCUGAAAUCUAACAGGAAGCUGUAAAAAUCGUCCGAUGUAAAUAAAAAGCUCUCAGCCUGGCA
Messenger RNA from Pelodiscus sinensis (Chinese soft-shelled turtle), 1181 nucleotides. Lineage: Eukaryota; Metazoa; Chordata; Testudines; Trionychidae. The record is from RefSeq and is a predicted model, not a curated record.